CAUCAUUAGUAAAUACCACAUACACAUCCAUGAUUGACAAGUUAAAAAUGGAAUUGAGUGAUUGCGAAUUUUUUUGCACUACAGCAGAUGUGUGGUCAACUAAGCACAGAAGUUUUUUUGGCUAUACAUGUCAUUGGCUAGAUGACUCUCUCCAAAUAAAAUCUAUUGCUUUGGCAUGUAAGAGAUUUUUCGGAUCACACACAUUCGACCGUAUACAUGAUGCAAUAAUUGAAAUUCAUACUACUUACGGUCUCACACUAAAUAAAAUUGUUGCAACCGUUACUGAUAAUGGGUCAAAUUUCGUCAAAGCAUUUAAGGAAUUUGGUGUUAAUACACCUUUAAUGUUCCUCGACGCUAAUGGCAAUAACGACGUUGAAGAUUUAGAAGAGAUGCAAUUGGAAGACUUGUCCACCAAUUUUGGCGGAAAUACAUUGCCGCGACAUAUAAGAUGUGCCACUCACACCCUAAAUUUACUGGCUACUACUGAUGUGUUGAGAAUUUUGAAGACUGAUACCUCAUAUGAUAAACAUAACAAUGUAAUGAAAAAAUGCUCUGAUAUUUGGAACAAAAUAAACAGGCCGAAGACUUCUGAGAUCAUUGUUUCGGUGCUAGGCUCCCAAUUGCAAUAUCCCGUCGUAACGAGAUGGAAUUCCUUAUAUGAUUCCAUUAAAGGUUUAAUUUCUCACAAAGAAAAACUAAGCACUUUGUGUGAAAAGCUCGAAUUGACGAAGUUUCACGAGAGCGAUAUAAGGUAUUUGGAGGAGUAUUUGCAAUUGCUGCAACCAAUCGCAGAUGCUAUCCAGUUUUUGCAAAAAGACAACGGGAUGGUGUAUGGCUUUCUGUUACCUACGCUGGCAACAAUUAGAUCAAAAUAUAGGAAAAUGCAACUAACUCAGGCCAUGCAUUAUCUUCAGCGAGUAGCGAAUCUUUUGGAAGCAGACUUGGAAAAAAGGUUCCAUAAAUAUUUUUGUUUGGAGGAGGUUAAUGAUGCCAUUGUUGCCUCAGCGUUAUGUCCUGAGGUAAAACUGAGAUGGGUUCGAUCCCUAAAUCCAGAAUUCACAAACGAAAAAGUUGCCGAGGUCAAUGAGUUGGUGAAGAGCAUUGUGGUGAGCGAAUUCAAUACAGAUACGGAGCGAGUCGAUAAUAGUGAAGAAACAAAUAGUCAAUUUUUCGACUUUUCUUUUAUAGAUGAGUCUACACAACAACUUGAACUAUCGCAAUCGUCUAUUGAAGGCGAGUUUAUAGCCUAUAUGGUUGAUAAGUCUCCGAAUAUAAUCAUCUUACACCGCUAUCCUACUAUUAAAAGGGCGUACAUUAAAUACAACGCACCUCUGCCUACCUCAGCCCCCGUAGAGAGACUAUUUUCGUUUGCCUCCUUACUUAAUGCACCACGUCGAGGACAUCUAUCAGAUGACUCAUUCGAAAAGCUGUUGCUUUUAAAAGUUAAUAAUUCACUAUAA
Rhagoletis zephyria (snowberry fruit fly) is the source of this 1460-nucleotide messenger RNA. RefSeq lists its product as uncharacterized. The record is from RefSeq and is a predicted model, not a curated record. Lineage: Eukaryota; Metazoa; Arthropoda; Insecta; Diptera; Tephritidae.